AUGAUGGACAGAUUCUACUACCUUAUCGCCCUGCAGCUCAGAGGCCUUGUCCGUAACUGCGUUCCCCCGCCCAUCAUGCGUCUCGCCCCGCGCCUAGGUGCGCUCUCCAUCAUCUUCUCGCUGCUCGCGUCGGGGGCUUUGUCUACCAAGUUCUUUGCUCAGCCUCGCGUUCCUCCCGUCUCCCGCGACGACCUCGAUGUAUGGUUGGUAACGCGAGAGGCCAGUGCGGUCAAGCAACCUCGAGACUCAGACUACGCUUCACCCAUCAUUGGUGGUCUCGCCCUGGAGAAAGGAUAUCUGCUCAGCAGGGGAGAAGUGGAUAGAGAGCGCAAUUAUGCUUCUCCGAUCAUUGGAGGUAUCACUCAAGAGAAGGGCUACAUCGUACGGAAACGAGAUGAUCCUGUGAUCUACACCGAUGGCAACUUCCCAGCGCCAAACAAAACCUUCACAAUCACCGUGAGCAAGGGGUGGUAUGCACCAGACGGCUUUGGGAGGAUCCACUAUCUUAUCAAUGGCCAGUACCCUGCUGAAACGUUGGUCUGGGACGAGGACGACUGGGUCCAGAUCACUGUCAUCAACAAUUCAAGCACACCGUUCGCAAUUCACUGGCAUGGUAUUUACCAAAUCGGAACUCCUCACAUGGACGGCGUGCCUGGCGUAACGCAAUGGAACAUUCCAUACGGAGAGCAGUAUGUGUAUCGCUUCCAAGUCAAAGGCCAAUACGGGGCGUUCUGGGCUCACAGUCAUACCCUAGGUUACUACAGUGAUGGGCUUCGUAUGCCGAUCUACGUCCGGCCCAAGAGCACACGGGCAAAGCCAUGGUCCUUGAUCUCCAACGACAUUGACACGAUCAACCAGCUGGAAUGGGCCGAGGGCAACUACUCCGUCCACUUCCGGACUGACCAGUGGCACAUCACUGCGGACGAGAUGCAGCUCGAAGUUCAUACGACGGGCGUGCCUCCAGCAUGUAUGGAUUCACUGCUGAUCAAUGGUCGCGGGCGCCAGUACUGCCAUGACAACUACACGGCCGUCGUCCAGCCUGUCACCAACAUCCUGCUGGCGCAGAACUCAGAUGUGCAAACUAGGUUCUCGUCGAAGGGCUGCCUGUCUCUGGUCGCUCCCAAGCAUGGAUUCGAUGCGAUCACCGUGCUGGAUGAGUACUUCGGCGGCAAAUGCCAAAAUACCACGGCGCCGAUCACGGUGUACAAUGCCGGCGCGGCGCUAGCCGCAGGCCGGCGCUAUUUGUCACUUCAGAUCAUCGAUGCAGAGACGAAUUGGUACUCGAGCUUCUCGAUCGACAACCACAGGAUGUGGCUCGUCGCUGUCGAUGGGCUGUACGUGCAGCCGAAAAUUAUCGAGUUCGCGCAGCUCACGAUCGGCGCGCGGAUCAGCGUGAUGAUUGAGCUGGACGAGUCGAAAGCGUACCAGGAUUGGCCUAUCCGCUUCACAGGGCUCCGUGCGCUGCAGCCGAUCGAGGGGUUCGCACUGCUGUCGUACAACUCGAGCGUCGGCGACACGGUUACGCCGAGCAUCGACGACGGGUUCAACUACCUGCACAACCGCAUUAACUCGUCGGUCACAUACGGCGGCGCGAUCAGCACAAGCGCGAUUCAGUGGAACCAGUCAGCCGAUAUUCCUUUCGAGCCGUCCAGCGCGGUUCCGACGUAUGCCAAUGUUACGCUGCACGCGUACAUAUCUCAGGGCUCACUUAACGUGUGGCAGAUUGCGGAGCAGCCGAUGAACACUGUGCAGGCGGACGAACGGGAUCCGGUGCUCUUCCAACUGACGGAGGAAGGCAAGAGCCUGGAGGACAUUGACACCAGCAUGAUGCCGCUGAGCCCCAAGAUCCCUGACGGCUCUGUCGUGGAUAUCGUCAUUGAGAAUCCACCAUACAGUAUCGUCGGCAAAUCCAAUGCUCCGCACCCAUUCCAUCUGCAUCACCACCAUUUCUGGGUGAUUGGACAAGCUUCCGGUUCGUUCGCAUAUGACACUGUCGAAGAGGCGCAGAACGCCGGCGUCAAGUUCAACUUCGAGAACCCGCCGAUGAGAGACAGCUUCGAUAUCGGUCCGAACGCGUGGACGACGAUCAGGUUCGUCGCGAACGCUCACGGUGCCGCGGUCAUGCUGCACUGCCACAUUGACGACCACCUGAUGCAAGGUAUGGCGACCGUGAUCCUUGAGGGGAUUGACACGGUGCCGCGCGGGACGUUCUCGAGCAAGUACACGGCACAGCCGAGCAAUUUCCGCCUAACAGAGAAUGACCCGGUGCAGGCGGUUCUGGAGGAGUCGUGGCAAACGGGCUCGCGCAGCGGCAUCUGGCCCGCGACGGUCGACCCGACGAACGCGUGGGGCGACCCGCGCAGCGCGGGCCAUUCGCUGCAGAGCGUCGCGAGCGCCCUCAGCGUCUCGCGUGCCGUCGCGCUCGGGCUGACGACGCGUGCUGCCACGAGCGCGGCUGCUACAGCGACGGGCCGUGCGGCGAACGCUGCUGGAGCCGGGUCCGUCGUGACCGGCGCCGAGUCCAGCGUGGCAGCUACGGCCCGCGGCGUGCUCGCCGCGCUGCUGUCGCUGCUCAUUGCCUCUGCUGCGGGGCCUUUACUCGUGCUCGCCUGA
This is a messenger RNA of Tilletiaria anomala UBC 951, 2613 nucleotides long. RefSeq names its product multicopper oxidase. The transcript has 13 exons. NCBI's taxonomy places the organism in Eukaryota, Fungi, Basidiomycota, Exobasidiomycetes, Georgefischeriales, Tilletiariaceae. Bases 1 to 2613 code for a protein of 870 amino acids. The record is from RefSeq and is a predicted model, not a curated record. Gene Ontology annotation, molecular function: oxidoreductase activity; copper ion binding.